Molecule: messenger RNA, 1419 nt
Organism: Danio aesculapii
Lineage: Eukaryota; Metazoa; Chordata; Actinopteri; Cypriniformes; Danionidae
Gene: alkbh1
Product: alkB homolog 1, histone H2A dioxygenase
Exons: 6
Coding region: 7-1110 (367 amino acids)
Biological process (GO): oxidative RNA demethylation
Cellular component (GO): nucleus; cytoplasm
Molecular function (GO): broad specificity oxidative DNA demethylase activity; oxidative RNA demethylase activity; ferrous iron binding
Source: RefSeq, a predicted model, not a curated record
UCAAAGAUGACGGCAAAGAUGGCAGCCUCCAUAGUGGAGCAUGGAGAAGAUGCUUUUCGAAAAUUGUUCAAGUUUUAUAGGAGGAGAAACCCUCCUCCCGACUUCAGUGAGGUUAUUAACUUCUCCAAACCUUGUAAUGACAAGGUUUUUCCUUGUGUACUGAACUCCACUUCAUUAAGUGAGGAUGAUGUUUCUAAAGCUGGUCUUCAACCGAUUAAAGACUGGAGAGCUUUUGGUCUGCAUGGGUAUCCAGGUUUUAUCUUUAUAUCCAACCCGUUUUUACCGGGCUCUCAGCAGUUCUGGGUAAAGCAGUGUCUGAAGAGCUAUCCACAGAAACCCAACGUGUGUAACCUGGAUAUGCAUAUGUCCUCUAUGGAGACCGAUAACAUCUGGGAAAGAAGCGUAGAUGCUAUUCAGAGGAAAGGCAGUAGGAAAAGAGAGCCAAAAACGCUGCUGGAAAAACUGCGAUGGGUCACUCUUGGUUACCACUAUGAUUGGAAUUCUAAGACUUACUCCCCAGAACACUACACUCCUUUCCCAAAGGAACUUCAUUCGCUUUCUCAUAAAGUGGCUGCAGCCUGUGGCUUUUCAGGAUUUGAUGCUGAAGCUGGUAUUCUCAACUAUUACCGAUCUGAUUCAUCGCUUGGAAUCCAUGUUGACGAAUCAGAGCUCGAUCAUACACGACCUUUGUUGUCUUACAGUUUUGGUCAGACUGCAGUUUUCCUGUUGGGUGGGACUAAAAGAGAAGAGCGUCCCACAGCUUUAUUCAUGCACAGCGGUGACAUAAUGGUGAUGUCAGGACCCAGUCGCCUACGAUACCAUGCAGUGCCCUGCAUCGUCCCAUCGCACACUGGAAACCUCCUUCCACCCGGCCUGUGCCAGAGACUAGAGACAGAAAUACAGAGCGAGGACAUCAUCCAAAGUGUUUCUCAAGAAGAUUGGGAAAUCUGCUCCUGGUACUUGCAGACGUCCCGGGUAAAUGUAACUGUUCGACAGGUACUUGCUUCUGGUCAGAGCUUUCCGGCAACACAGACAUCACAAAUGUCAGAAGAAGAAUCUCAACUGAAUAAGAAGAGGAAAAGCGAAUCUGGAUAUGAGCGCGACACCUAGCAUGUCUGUUUUGGACUGGAUACAUAUUUAAUUUAUGUAAAAUGCACCUCGUUUUAAACAUUGUACAUAAGAUUGUGAAUAAAAACAUUAUUGUAAUUUAUUCACAGUAAAUGACUCUAUUAGGGUAUAUUACUGAAUGUUUAAUAUAUUUAUGUAUUGAUCUUUAAACAGCUAUGUGAUAUAUUAUUAUAAGAAUGCAACAAAUGGAAAAUAGUGACAAAAAAACUAUUUUUAUUAGUAUUAAACAUUGGUCAUAAGUUGGCCCACAUGAAAUCUGUGUGCACAGAAUUCCGCGGAUUUUUAGCCCAU